CAGACCACCAUGAGAUCUGAACUUGGCAAACUCUCCCUUGACAGAGUCUUCCGGGAGCGGGAGUCCCUCAACGCCAAUAUUGUGGAUGCCAUUAACCAGGCCUCAGACUGCUGGGGCAUCCGGUGCCUGCGCUACGAGAUCAAGGACAUCCACGUGCCCCCACGCGUGAAGGAAUCUAUGCAGAUGCAGGUGGAAGCAGAGCGACGGAAGCGGGCGACAGUGCUGGAGUCGGAGGGGACGCGGGAAUCAGCUAUCAAUGUGGCUGAGGGGCAGAAGCAGGCCCAGAUCCUGGCAUCAGAAGCUGAGAAGGCUGAGCAAAUCAACAAAGCUGCUGGAGAAGCCAACGCCAUGCUGGUCAAGGCCAGGGCCAAGGCAGAGGCUAUUCAGCUCCUGGCAGCUGCUCUGGCACAGCAGGUGAGCGACGGCUCUGUGGGGCAGCCAGCGCUCUGGCACUACGUGAGCGCCUUGUCCAAGCUUGCCAAAGACUCCAACACCAUCCUGCUGCCCGCCAACACUGGCGACAUCACCAACAUGGUCGCGCAGGCCCUGGGCAUCUACACCACGCUGACGAAGUCACCAACCGAGAAGACCCAGGAGGAGAUGCCUGCAGCGUGCGAGGACCCCCAGCCUCCUGCCAUGGAGGUGCUGAAGGCAGAACAGGCCAGCUCCAGCUAG
Messenger RNA from Phaethon lepturus (White-tailed tropicbird), 675 nucleotides. It is a transcript of the gene STOML2, whose product is annotated as stomatin (EPB72)-like 2. NCBI's taxonomy places the organism in Eukaryota, Metazoa, Chordata, Aves, Phaethontiformes, Phaethontidae. Gene Ontology annotation, cellular component: membrane. The record is from RefSeq and is a predicted model, not a curated record. The coding region runs from base 10 to 675 and encodes 221 amino acids. The transcript has 6 exons.